ACACACACACACACACACACACACACACACACACACACACACACACACAGCAAAUGAUACACCCUCUGACCUGUGUGUGUGUUUGUGUCCAUAAUGUCAGUUUUUAUCAGAAUAAAAGAGAAGAGGCAUCCUCCUCCGUCCUUCCUUCAGUCCUUCCUCGUCUCCUUUGCCCUCUCCUCUCUCCUCCCCUCAGGUCAGAUAUAUAGUGUCUCCAUCAGCAGCUGAAGAAAUCAGAACAAGAGCAUCACUUGCCAAGUAGGAGCCACCUGUCUCUUCUUUUACACAGAAACCAGCUGUUUGUCGAUCAAAUCAAUAAAACAUGGCCUGGCUCCGGCAGAGUCGAGGUUCUCCCAGACUUGUCCUUGUGGUGGUGUGUGUCGCUCUACUGCUCGACAACAUGCUGCUCACUGUGGUCGUGCCAAUCAUCCCGACCUUCCUCUACGCCAUGGAGCAUCCUAGACCUGAGGCCCAGACCGCCCAGCCAUCCCUGCUCCCUCUGCCCACCCUUGGUGCAUCACGCUUGAGCACUGUGCCCUCCCAGUCCCCCUUCCUAAGGUCAAACCUCCAGACCUUGAGCCAGACCUCCCAGAGCUCACAGCUCCAUCGGAUAAGCCAUAGUGGCGACGGUACACAAUCAAAGCAGAGUCCCCGGUUGUCUCCUCUGGUAUCUCUGUUUGACAAUUUGACAUUCAGUCUGCAGAAGAUCCUGACCGAACCCACCCCAGACACAGAGCCCACAGACCAGAGCAGCCCGACCACAGAGCUGCAGAUUAACAAAACCACCAACGCUACAGAGUCCUCCUGUCUUCAGGACAGUGCGUUUCUGGAAGAGGAAAACGUUCGUGUUGGUUUGUUGUUUGCCUCUAAAGCUCUUGUCCAGCUGCUCAUCAACCCGUUUGUUGGCCCGCUCACCAACAGGGUCGGGUACCACAUCCCCAUGUUUGCUGGUUUCAUCAUUAUGUUUGUGUCAACUAUCAUGUUUGCGUUCUCAGGGACGUAUGCUCUGCUGUUCUUUGCUCGCUCCCUGCAGGGAAUCGGCUCGUCCUUCUCGUCUGUAGCAGGUCUGGGUAUGUUGGCCAGUGUGUACACUGAUGAUGAGGAGAGAGGCAUCGCCAUGGGCAUUGCACUGGGAGGACUGGCUAUGGGGGUCCUGAUUGGAGCUCCAUUUGGCAGUGUGAUGUACGAGUUUGUGGGAAAGCGUGCUCCCUUCCUGAUCUUGGCCUUUCUGGCUAUGUUUGAUGGAGCAUUACAGCUGUUCAUCCUGCAGCCUUCAAAGAUCUCUCCAGGGAGUGUGGAAGGUACUCCAUUACUGACUCUGUUAAAGGAUCCAUACAUUCUCAUCAGUGCAGGUUCUCUGUGUUUUGCCAACAUGGGUGUAGCCAUCUUGGAGCCGACUCUACCCAUUUGGAUGAUGCAGACCAUGUGCUCCCCUAAAUGGCAACUUGGUAUGGCCUUCCUUCCUGCCAGUAUCUCCUACCUGAUAGGAACAAACUUGUUCGGUGUUCUGGCCAACAAAAUGGGACGGUGGCUCUGCUCCAUGUUAGGGAUGUUUAUCGUUGGCAUCAGUUUGCUGUGUGUUCCUUUUGCCACCAGUAUCUAUGGCCUGAUUGGACCAAACGGAGGUCUGGGCUUUGCUAUAGGUAUGGUGGACUCCUCCAUGAUGGCCAUCAUGGGUUACCUGGUCGACAUCCGUCACGCCUCUGCCUACGGCAGCGUCUACGCCAUUGCUGACGUUGCACUGUGUAUGGGGUUUGCUAUAGGACCAUCCACAGGGGGCGCUCUGGUUCAGGCGGUGGGUUUUCCCUGUCUCAUGGUGUUUAUCGGGGUGAUCAACAUUCUGUAUGCUCCACUCUGCUUCCUGUUACGUAACCCUGCUGUCAGAGAGGAGAAAAUGGCAAUCAUCGACCAGGAGUGUGUGAUGCGGAAAAGCUACAACACACAGAAGGAGAGUCGUGAGUUUCCUUAGCGACACAGUGAAAGACUCGGAGGAGUGCACAACACACACACACACACACACACACACACACA
Messenger RNA from Etheostoma spectabile (orangethroat darter), 2028 nucleotides. RefSeq names its product solute carrier family 18 member A1 (gene slc18a1). Gene Ontology annotation, molecular function: serotonin:sodium:chloride symporter activity; xenobiotic transmembrane transporter activity. Gene Ontology annotation, biological process: transmembrane transport; xenobiotic transport; aminergic neurotransmitter loading into synaptic vesicle. NCBI's taxonomy places the organism in Eukaryota, Metazoa, Chordata, Actinopteri, Perciformes, Percidae. Gene Ontology annotation, cellular component: synaptic vesicle membrane; terminal bouton. The record is from RefSeq and is a predicted model, not a curated record.